Messenger RNA from Mucor velutinosus, 555 nucleotides. RefSeq lists its product as uncharacterized. Gene Ontology annotation, biological process: protein localization to microtubule; spindle assembly; regulation of microtubule polymerization or depolymerization. The transcript is spliced from 2 exons. The coding region runs from base 1 to 555 and encodes 184 amino acids. The record is from RefSeq and is a predicted model, not a curated record. NCBI's taxonomy places the organism in Eukaryota, Fungi, Mucoromycota, Mucoromycetes, Mucorales, Mucoraceae. Gene Ontology annotation, molecular function: microtubule plus-end binding. Gene Ontology annotation, cellular component: microtubule organizing center; microtubule plus-end; cytoplasmic microtubule.
AUGAAAUGCAAAUUCCAAGACAACCUUGAAUUCAUGCAAUGGGUCAAGCGAUUCUGGGAUCAGAAUUUUCCUGGUGGAGAAUACGAUGCUGUUCAGCGCAGAAAAGGUGGUGGGCCCUCUUCUGCUUCUACUAGGAGCCCAGCAGUUGGUCGCUCAUCUGCUGGCGCCGGUGCUGCUGCAAGCAUGGCACGCAGAGCAGUAAAUAAUAACAGUCCUGCAGCUGUAAGCGCCAAUCGUACACCCACUGGUAGAUUAUCGUCUGCCAAAAAUAGAGCUGGACCCACAGAUAUAGCUAGAAUCAAUGAUUUGAAAGCACAAGUAACUGAACUCAAAGUAACAGUUGAUGGAUUAGAGAAGGAAAGAGAUUUUUAUUUUGGAAAAUUGCGAGAAAUUGAAAUCUUGGUUCAGGAACAGCUGGAGAAUUCGCAGGGAGAUACAGAUGGUGAAUGCAUCAAAGAGAUUCAGGCUAUUCUUUACAGAACAGAGGAAGGAUUUGAAGUACCACCUGAAGGCGAAGGCGAAGAUGAUGAACAAUACGAUGAUGAAACAUUUUAA